ACACCAAACCAAUUUUCGCACCUUCAGCUCAUCCAACACCUUCUUGGUGCUUGCUUCAAAACUAGCCAGCCGCAAUUGCCGCUAUUCAGGUAGUUCACUCCCUAAGUCUUAGUUCUCCCUCCCAGCUCUGCAUCGUUUCAUCUCACCAGAUUCGCCUAAAGUUUCCAUAUCAUCCCAUCCAAUGGCUCUCGUACUCAGAACCGCACCUCUAGUGGCAGCAUUCAUUGGGACAAUUAUGAUAUUGUUAGCAGCCGCAUUCCAAGGAGCCCUUGCAGCACUACCAGCGAUAUCAACGGCAGCAACGGCAGAGACAGCUUCUGUGAGUGUGCCGAUGAACGGCACUCAGUACCGCACGACUGCUCUGGCGUGCAGCAAGUCGACGCUCGCUGGCUUCGUGAAGAAAGUCACUCUCAAGCCUAAGCUCCUAUUCCACUGGAAAAUUGUUGGAACGACACUCUAUGGAGCUAUCGUCGCACAGGCAGGCGGUGGAGCGAAGAACGGGUGGAUUUCCGUUGCAUGGGUUCAGAGCCCCGGGCGAAUGUACCCUGCAGAUGCGGUCGUUGGGAAUCUCCCCGCACCAACUCGUGUUAAGGCGUAUGCCAUGAAUGGCUACAGCAUGUCUUCGGUUGUGCCAUCAUCCGCAUUCAAAGUGACAGCGACGUCAGUUACGAGCAGCGUGUCAGCAACAAUUAUCAAAUUCACCCGGAGCGGCAAGACGGGCUUGUCCCCGAUCAAGUAUGCGGGCACAAACAACAUUAUUUGGGCAUACUCAUUUUCAGGCUUCUCCAAGAAUUUUGGCGACCAUGGUCCAAACUGGGGAUCUGCAAGCGUCAACCUGGCAUGCAGCGUCUAAGAUGUUUUGGUCUCGCAAUGGGUGUCAGUAGUGCAACUUACAUGAUUUCUUUAUGUAGGUGUAGUAUGAUGAUACGAUGUAUGCAUGUAUGA
Closterium sp. NIES-67 is the source of this 945-nucleotide messenger RNA. The record is from the annotation of a GenBank genome assembly. Lineage: Eukaryota; Viridiplantae; Streptophyta; Zygnematophyceae; Desmidiales; Closteriaceae.